AUGUGUGGUGAAAGAUGUGCAUUUUUAUUUGGUGGUGUGGCUUCAAAGGAUAAGGCGGUCGUUGUGGGAUCAUUUUGGAAUAAUUUACGGAGAUGCGAAAGUAUGCUCAAGCAGAAGUCUAGAUUGAGGUCGUGUAGGGAAUAUGAUCUUAACACAAGGUUCUUUCAUAACAUAAUCAAAGCGAGAACAAGGAGCCAUUACAUUGGUGGGGUGGAUUCAGUACAUGGUAGGGUGACUGAUGUUGCAGGAGUGAAGGAAGAGGUGAGGAGAUUUUUUGAGGAAAAAUAUAGGGAAAUUAAUCUUCGAAGACCAAGGCUAGAUGGUUUACAGUUUGAAGGGUUAAGUCAAUUAGAAGCUGCAAACCUGAAGGAACCGUUUUCAGUGGAAGAAAUUAGGGACGUGGUUUGGGAGUUCGAUGGCAACAAAUGCCCAGGCCUAGAUGGUUAUAAUUUCAUCUUCGUUUGUAUGUGCUGGAAUUCAUUGGAAGGUGAUAUCUAUAAGUUCGUGGAAGAAUUUCAUGCAAAGGCGAAUCUACCAAAAGCAGUGUCAACGUCGUUUAUUGCUUUGAUUCCCAAAGUAUAUAAUCCGCAAUUGUUAGGGGAAUAA
This is a messenger RNA of Vicia faba (fava bean), 606 nucleotides long. The record is from the annotation of a GenBank genome assembly. Lineage: Eukaryota; Viridiplantae; Streptophyta; Magnoliopsida; Fabales; Fabaceae.